UCUGUGAGUCACGACACAUAAUGGGAUGCUUGCUGUUGAUUGCAUACUGAGAAAAUUCGUAAGAGAUGGUGCUGAACGGGAAAUAUUGAAGGCCUGCUGCGAAUAGGUAUGCGACUUGUAAGUGCAUAGGAGUAUAUUUUCGAUUGGCGUAUAUACGCGCACGGGGCGGAUCGCGUCGCGGAGCCGGGUAACGCUGGUCACGGGCAACUCGGAGAGGACGCAGCCGUGGAUGCAGCCAGCGUCUUCCCGCGGACCGCCGGGAGGAUGUGGCACGCGAUUAUAAUGCCGUUCCCCCGAGAUCGAGUCGCCCGCGCUUCCACCGCGCUCCCGAGCCCUCCGCUAUCCUUGCCCUCUUCCUCGCGAAAUCGUGGACUUCCCGCGCAAAGGACCCGUCGCGCUUUUUACGCCCCUUACGACGAGAUUCCGCGCGCGAGUUGAUGCACCAGUCGGGUAAAGCGCGAAGCGAGAUAUGCCGCGGCCCUCAAUGUCCUUGAUCGAGGAAGAAUCGACCUGUCGCGAACGUCGUGUUGAUCGAAUUUUUUUCAAGCUAUUUCACGAUUCCUGAGACUAAGAAGAUUGAGCUUGCCCGGCUGUACUCGCAUUUACAUAUCAGGUGUUGAUAUUUUUGUCAAAUACUUCACGAUGGAGUCGGGAAUAAUUCAGGAGGAGUCGCCCCCUUUGCGUGGGUUAAAGCAAGUAAAGGUGGAUAAUUGGGGAUCGUUUUUUCUCCAGCAAGUUCAGCAACUUUACUCUAAUGAACAAUUUCUUGAUCUAAAAAUUAGAUUUCCUACAAGUGAUAUUAUUGUACAGGCCCAUCAACUCGUAGUGGCGACAUGUACAGACUAUUUUAUGCAACUUGAGCAGCAACAGAGAGAAAAGAAUGAAAACUUUAAUGGUAUAAUUACUAUGCCUUCAGACAUGCCUUAUGAGUGUGUUAAAUCUAUUAUAAGAUUUAUGUACACUGGACAUUUGGAAUACUGGACAUCAGAGCAACAUGCUUUGUACCGUACGGCGCAAAAAAUGAAAAUGACAGUGCUAACAAAAUUGUUAGAUGCUCAAUUCAAUACGAGCAAUUUACAGGCUGAAGCAACAAAAACACCCACGCGAUCAGCAAUAACUGUCUCAAAAUCAUCAACCCCAAUCACAAAACCAGUCAUUAGCUCCAUAUCGACUUUAUCUGGACAGCCGUUGCCAGGCAGGAAACUUCCAAUUUGGAAGAGAAAGCUGGACGAAUCUCCAUCUAUGCCUGCGAUGAAUUACGAAGUACGAACAUUCCACGGCACAUCCUCCAUGCAUAAACCUCAGGAGACAACUCCUGGUCCAUCCAGAUUCGAUCUUCCGGAAGCGGAUGAUAUUGCUUUGGGAGUAUUUUCUUCGUUCGACGACAUUACGUAUAAUACAAAGCCUAUUGUUCAAGCAUCAGAUGCAUAUAAAAAAGGAGGUGGUUCUCGUAAACGUUCACCGGAUAGGGACAGUAAAAAUGACACAACUGAAGACGAGGAGGAAGAAAAUCAGGGGAAUGAGAAAAGUCCGACAGACGCGAAUUCGGAUGAUGAUUGGAGUAUAUCGAAGACUUUUCAGAAAUCUCCAGAAGGACAGUCUGUGAAAAAACGAGUCCGUUUCGAUUUGGAAGAAAAGGAAAAUGUGGAAAAGCCUAAGUCAAAUAGAUCGAGCACCGACGAUUCCAUCAACAAUCACGCAAAAAUCAUUAGAGAAGUAUUAAAAAAGUAUCCACACUUAGUGAAGAACAAUAAAAAUAUUCGAUUGAAGAUCAUGCAGAAGGAAACGAAAUCCUCCGAUAGCAAUGCCGGGUGCAAAACAAAAGUAUCUUAUGUGGUUCUGAAGUCCGAUCACCUGUUAUCCAAUAAUGGCGAGGAGAACGAUUCCAAGUGCAACGGCAAUAUCGAUGGCGAGACGGGUCCUUGGAAAUGCAACAAAUGCGACUUGGACGAAGAGUAUACGAAUUAUUACAUGUACAGAAGACACAUGCAGGAUGUGCACGAGGAGAAGUUUGAUCCGAGAGUUUGCGAGCAUUGCGGUUACAAAGCGACCAAGCGUAAUAUUCUGAUGUAUCAUCUUUAUACCAAGCACAACGUGCCACCGCCUAAGAGCAUGUGCUUCCCGAAAUGCCAGGCCUGCUCGUAUGUUGCUCUUUCGGAAACUUUACUCGUGCGCCAUCAAAUAAAUCACAAUCAUCGGCCUCCUACCCGACAUCACUCUCUGCCUUCCGAGGAUAUCCAAUGUGGCCAGUGCAAUCAGUCAUUUAAGAGCAUCACUGAGCUUACUACACACGAAUUGAAUAGCGGACAUGAAGGUAUGGUAGUCGGCAAGGAGACGAAGGGCCAUCGUUGUCCAUAUUGUGGUAAGGUAUUUGUGCGUCUGACAAAUUUGCAAGUACAUUUAGACUGCGCGCACAAGGAAUUAAGUAGGGAUACCAAUGAAUCCGCGCCGUCCACACCACCUAUCUCACUGGAACCAUCAUCCGAAGCGGAGGCUCUCAGUCAUGUUGCCAGCGGUAUAGCAGCUUCCCUCGCUGUUGGAGAUGAUACCGACGCAACCGUGGACACGCAAGAGAACGAAACUGUAACGAUGGAAAAAACUAAUGACACUCACUACAUCGUGCCAGACAUGUUAGAUGACAUAACGCGUAAUAUCACUUACAGCGAGCAUGAAUUAGAGGGUCAGCAUAUGAUAAUGCUGGUAAAUAACGAUGAAAAUUACCAGCACGUCGAGAACGAUCAUCAUCAGCAACCGCAGCAGUUGGAUAUCGCUGAUAACGAGCAAAUAGUGAUGCAAGGUACAGACGAUGGAAUGAUCGUAUAUAUCCAUGGCGCCGAGGAAAGCGAUCAUCGAUCUUACGAGAGUUAUCAACCUGCUGAAGUCACGCAGGAUGCCGAGGAAAUAGUCGAGGAAGUCGUCGAAGAGGUCGAAGAGGUCGAAGAGGUCGAAGAAGUUAUGGAGGAGGAGGAGAUGCAGGAGGUGACUCAGGACAUGUUGGAAAAUUGCACCGAUAAUCAAGUCGAGGAAGUGAUACAAUACGUGGAAGAACAAACGGAAAUAGUGGAGUACGAUGAGGAGCAAUGCAGCGAACAAAGUAACAACAGUAUGGACGAGGCUCAAGGAUCCGUCAUGAUUAUCGAGGAAGAGCACGUCGAGGGGGAAGAGGAUAUAGAAGGGAUAGCUGAUAAACAACGCAAGAAAAUACAAAGCUUUGCUACUGAAUGGGACGAGGAUAGCGCGGAAAUGACGGAAUCAUGAAUAUUGUAAUGUUGGAUAUUAUCUUAUUUGCUUACGUAAUAUGUUAUUAACUUUCAUCAUGGCUAUAUUCUCUAAUUAAACGUUUUAUUUUAUAUUUUACUCUGUGUAAUGCUUGUUGAUAGUGUUCGGUGAUUUAACGAAUGUAGUAUAGCCAUGCUGACUUUGCGGUUUAGCGGUAAACAAAAUUAAUCACGUUAUUAUAUUUACUAGCAACAGGAGUCAUGAGUAUUGAAGAAAUUAUACUGCGCUUAUAUAUGUGAAUUCUAUCGUUGCACCGACACAUUGUAUUUUCUGAAUUUUUUUUUCGAAGCAAGCUUUUAACACGUGAAGUAUGAUAUAUUUUACAAUGCAAAAAUACAGAACGUACAUCUCGAUAUGUAUAGUCCUUACUGCGGAAGCACUUGUAAAAGACAUAAGAAUUUAUAGCCUCAAAAUAGAGAAAAAAAUUUUUUUUUUAUUAUAAG
This is a messenger RNA of Camponotus floridanus (Florida carpenter ant), 3722 nucleotides long. It is a transcript of the gene Cp190, whose product is annotated as centrosome-associated zinc finger protein CP190. The record is from RefSeq and is a predicted model, not a curated record. The transcript is spliced from 5 exons. Bases 643 to 3258 code for a protein of 871 amino acids. Gene Ontology annotation, molecular function: protein binding. Lineage: Eukaryota; Metazoa; Arthropoda; Insecta; Hymenoptera; Formicidae.